Messenger RNA from Hyaloscypha bicolor E, 539 nucleotides. RefSeq lists its product as uncharacterized. Bases 91 to 468 code for a protein of 125 amino acids. The record is from RefSeq and is a predicted model, not a curated record. Lineage: Eukaryota; Fungi; Ascomycota; Leotiomycetes; Helotiales; Hyaloscyphaceae. The transcript is spliced from 2 exons.
CUAUUCCAAGAGGGUGAAAGGCUAGAAGCGUCUCUGCGAGCCUUCCAUCUUGGCGGCCUCAUCCCCCAUCAGCCAAAUCUCGAAGCAUCGAUGACGGAGGUAGGUAGCUCGCAUGCCCAGUGGUGGGACCUCCCAGCGGCCCGGGCACCCCCCUUUCGUGGAACCGUAGCGAGCAUAAGACGCAAAUCGAUAAAUGCCGUCAUGGUUGUGACGGCAUGCAUUUCUGUUUUCGCGGUUUACUCGUACGGAGUACCUGCAUGCCAUGUCGCUGGCUUGCUUCACGCGUCUAUUACCCCCGAUACACUUCGCCCAGGCACCAAAAUUGAAAAAUUUGAAAGUAGACUCUCAAAUCUGCUCUACAAAUAUCGUGCAAUACGUCUAUUCGGUGUUUGGAUCGCCAUUGGCCUCCAUAUAUCUGUACCUAUACACUUUAUCCCUCGUCCAGAUUUCACUUCUCCCCUUAGGUGAGAGCCGGACAUGAAAGCAGGUUGUACUGUACGUACAUCUAAAAUACUUCUAUCUUGACAUUUCGAUAGUCG